CGGGGAGCGCCGAGGAGCCAUGGCCACCACCAACGGGGCUGUGGAGAACGGGCAGCCGGACAGGAAGGCGCCCGCCCUGCCGCGCCCCGUCCGCAACCUGGAGGUCCAGUUCACCAAGAUAUUCAUCAACAAUGAAUGGAACGAAUCCAAGAGUGGAAAAAAGUUUGCCACGUAUAACCCUUCAACUCUAGAGAAAAUAUGUGAAGUAGAAGAAGGAGAUAAGCCUGACGUGGACAAGGCGGUGGAGGCCGCACAAGCCGCCUUCCAGAGGGGCUCUCCGUGGCGCCGGCUGGACGCCCCGAGCCGCGGCCGGCUGCUGCAGCAGCUGGCGGACCUGGUGGAGCGGGACCGCGCCGUCCUGGCGACCCUGGAAACGAUGGACACAGGGAAGCCGUUCCUUCAUGCCUUUUUCAUCGACCUGGAAGGCUGUAUCAAAACCCUUCGAUACUUUGCUGGGUGGGCAGACAAAAUACAGGGCAGGACCAUCCCCACAGAUGACAAUGUUGUGUGUUUCACCAGGCACGAGCCCAUCGGUGUAUGUGGGGCCAUCACUCCUUGGAACUUCCCUCUGCUGAUGCUGGUGUGGAAGCUGGCUCCUGCUCUCUGCUGCGGGAACACCGUGGUCUUGAAGCCGGCGGAGCAGACCCCCCUCACCGCCCUCUACCUGGGCUCUCUGAUCAAAGAGGUGGGAUUCCCUCCAGGCGUGGUGAACAUCGUACCGGGAUUUGGGCCCACAGUGGGAGCAGCAAUUUCUUCUCACCCUCAGAUCAACAAGAUAGCCUUCACUGGGUCCACAGAGGUUGGGAAGCUGGUUAAGGAGGCGGCCUCCCACAGCAACCUGAAGAGGGUGACGCUGGAGCUCGGCGGGAAAAACCCCUGCAUCGUGUGUGCUGAUGCCGACCUGAGCUUGGCAGUGGAGUGCGCCCAUCAGGGAGUGUUCUUCAACCAAGGCCAGUGCUGCACGGCCGCCUCCAGGGUGUUCGUGGAGGAGCAGGUCUACGACGAGUUUGUCAGGCAGAGCGUGGAGUAUGCCAAGAAGCGGCCGGUUGGAGACCCCUUUGACGUCAGGACCGAACAGGGGCCCCAGAUUGACCAGAAGCAGUUCGACAAAAUCCUCGAUCUGAUCGAGAGCGGAAAGAAGGAGGGAGCCAAGCUGGAAUGCGGGGGCUCCGCCAUGGAAGACAGGGGGCUCUUCAUCAAACCCACCGUCUUCUCAGAAGUUACGGACACCAUGCGGAUCGCCAAAGAGGAGAUUUUUGGACCAGUGCAGCCAAUACUGAAGUUCAAAAAUAUUGAAGAAGUGAUCAAAAGAGCAAAUAGUCUUGAAUAUGGACUCACAGCAGCUGUGUUCACAAAAAACCUUGAUAAAGCACUGAAGCUGGCCUCCGCAUUGGAGUCUGGAACGGUCUGGAUCAACUGCUACAAUGCCAUCUAUGCACAGGCUCCGUUUGGUGGCUUCAAAAUGUCGGGGAACGGCAGAGAACUAGGUGAAUAUGCGCUGGCUGAAUACACAGAAGUGAAAACUGUCACCAUCAAACUUGAUGACAAGGAUCCCUGAGGGAGAAGCAGGUUCCUUCUUCAAACAUCUGACAACUGAAUGUGGCCGAUCGAACUUACUGAAGAAAAAUCAACAUUCUGACCUUCCUGGGAUACUUUCUUCUGGAGAUUUUAAACUUGCUGGAUUUGAACGGUUUUUGUUUUCCUCUUACAUUCCUUCUUUAUCGACUGAAACAUUGUAUGUGAAAUUGCAGUCCUGCCUGGGGUUGGGACUAAGGGCCAUAUCUGUUUUCUGCUUUUCACCAGAUCCCUGGGACGGUGAGGAGGUUCAGGGCACUGUCAACAGGAAGUGGUAUUUGAAGUAUUGAGCCGUCACUUUAAAAUGCUCUGUUGACUCUAACCCCAGUAAGGAUUUGGAAAAAAAAAUUCCCUGUAUGUUUUGAAACAGGACUCUACCUGUGGGUUCCUUACCUGCCCACAGAACAAGCCCCUCCGACUACUCAGUAGGAAGGAAUAGCACUAAGUUUAAAAAAAAUUUUUUUAAAAAAACAAGGUUGGGAUGAUCUGAUGUGGGGAACUUUGGGGAAGCAAGUACCGUGGAAGGGUCCUGAAGGCCCUGGUGUGAAUGCUCUUCAAGGACUGCAUCUUGACAUUGACCAUGGGACUCAGCUUAAAACCAAUGCGGCCUUUGAAAUAUGACCAAAUCAACAACCGUAAGAGCUUAUCUAACGCACGUCAUGGUCUACCUUAAUCAAGACAGGAAAUGUCGCGAAUGUCACCAUCACUGCUAAAGACGCAGUGCUCUGACAGUACAGAUUCUAGGAUCAUUAAGUCCCACACUUUACUAAUUAAAGGCAUAAUUUGCUUUUCCCAGUUAGGCAUUUCUACCACUUGCAUUGAUUUAUGAUAAACCUAUAUAGUUUUCCUUUUCUCCAGAUGGGUUAUCAACAUUUUAGAUGAGUAAGACAUAUACAAUUGAAAAGACUGCUGUUGUAAUACAGCUCUGGUUUUACAAAGUCCUGUUUUGAUAUUAAUUAGUGAUUAAUUAACAAAUAACAUCUGAACUUCAUGGAGGAACUGGGUCUGCUACUAGAGUGGUUUGAGCACUGCACUAACAGGUUGAAAAGUUUUCUUUUCCUCUUUGUGUAUCCAAAGGAUGUGCAAUUCCAAGUCAACUUGGAAAACUGAAAGUGUCCCACAGAGCUUUAAAAAAACAAAACCAAACUGCAAUUGUG
Molecule: messenger RNA, 2732 nt
Organism: Budorcas taxicolor (takin)
Lineage: Eukaryota; Metazoa; Chordata; Mammalia; Artiodactyla; Bovidae
Gene: ALDH1A3
Product: aldehyde dehydrogenase 1 family member A3
Exons: 13
Coding region: 20-1558 (512 amino acids)
Molecular function (GO): aldehyde dehydrogenase (NAD+) activity
Source: RefSeq, a predicted model, not a curated record